AGCCGAGCGGGGAGUGAUUUCGGGAAGCGGGCAAGGAGGGAGCCGGCGGGACCGUGCUGGGCACAGGCUGGUGGAGGAUGAACGGUGAAGCCGAGUGCCCUGCAGACUUGGAAAUGACAGCUCCCAAAAACCAAGACCGCUGGUCGCAGGAGGACAUGCUGACCCUCCUGGAGUGCAUGAAGAAUAACCUGCCCUCCAACGACGGGAGCAAGUUCAAAACCACCGAGUCCCACCUGGACUGGGAAAAAGUGGCUUUCAAGGACUUCUCGGGGGAGAUGUGCAAGAUGAAGUGGAUGGAGAUCUCUAAUGAGGUGAGGAAGUUCCGGACCCUCACAGAGCUCAUUAUGGACGCUGAAGAGCACGUGAAGAACCCUUACAAAGGCAAAAAGCUCAAGAAACACCCCGAUUUCCCCAAGAAGCCCCUGACUCCCUAUUUCCGCUUCUUCAUGGAGAAGCGGGCCAAGUACGCCAAGCUUCACCCCGAAAUGAGCAACCUGGAUCUCACCAAGAUCCUGUCCAAGAAAUACAAGGAGCUUCCUGAGAAGAAAAAGAUGAAAUACAUCCAGGACUUCCAGCGAGAGAAGCAGGAGUUUGAGAGGAACCUGGCGAGGUUCAGGGAAGACCACCCGGAUCUCAUCCAGAAUGCCAAGAAAUCCGACGUCCCCGAAAAACCCAAGACCCCCCAGCAGCUGUGGUACAACCACGAGAAGAAGAUCUACUUGAAAGUGCGUCCAGAUGUGAGUACGGCCACCACGAAGGAGGUGAAAGAGUCGCUGGGCAAGCAGUGGUCUCAACUCUCGGAUAAAAAGAGGCUGAAAUGGAUUCAUAAGGCCCUGGAACAGCGGAAGGAGUACGAGGAGAUCAUGCGGGACUACAUCCAGAAGCACCCGGAGCUGAACAUCAGCGAGGAGGGAAUCACCCGCUCCACCCUCACCAAGGCCGAACGGCAGCUCAAGGACAAGUUUGACGGGCGACCCACAAAGCCACCUCCGAAUAGCUACUCCCUGUACUGUGCAGAGCUGAUGGCCAACAUGAAAGACGUGCCCAGCACCGAGCGGAUGGUGCUGUGCAGCCAGCAGUGGAAGCUGCUCUCCCAGAAAGAAAAGGACGCAUACCACAAAAAGUGUGACCAGAAAAAGAAAGACUACGAGAUCGAGCUGCUCCGCUUCCUGGAGAGCCUGCCCGAGGAGGAGCAGCAGCGGGUGCUGGGCGAGGAGAAGAUGCUGGGCGGCAACCGGAAAGGGGCGACGAGUCCCGCAUCCAAAAAAUCCUCUCCAGAGACCGGCAAGGCCAGCUCAGAGAAGCCCAAACGGCCCAUCUCUGCCAUGUUCAUCUUCUCGGAGGAGAAGCGGAAGCAGCUACAGGAGGAGCGGCCGGAGCUGUCGGAGAGCGAGCUGACCCGGCUCCUGGCCCGCAUGUGGAACGACCUCUCCGAGAAGAAGAAGGCCAAGUACAAAGCACGGGAGGCGGCGAUGAAGGCGCAGUCGGAGAAGAAACACGGCUCGGAUAAAGAGGAGCGCGGGAAACUGCCCGAGUCUCCCAAAACAGCCGAGGAGAUCUGGCAACAGAGCGUCAUCGGGGACUACCUGGCUCGUUUUAAGAACGACCGGGGCAAAGCGCUGAAGGCCAUGGAGGCCACUUGGAACAACAUGGAGAAGAAGGAGAAGCUGAUGUGGAUCAAGAAAGCGGCGGAGGAUCAGAAGCGAUACGAGAGGGAGCUGAGCGAGAUGCGGGCCCCUCCGUGCUCCACCAACUCUGCCAAGAAAAUGAAAUUCCAGGGAGAGCCGAAGAAACCCCCCAUGAACGGUUACCAGAAGUUCUCCCAGGAGCUGCUGUCCAACGGGGAGCUGAACCACCUCCCGCUGAAGGAGCGGAUGGUGGAGAUCGGCAGCCGCUGGCAGCGCAUCUCCCAGGGCCAGAAGGACCACUACAAAAAACUGGCAGAGGAGCAGCAGAAGCAGUACAAGGUGCACCUCGACAUCUGGCUCAAGAGCCUCUCGCCCCAGGAGCGGGCUGCCUACAAGGAACACAUUUCCAACAAACGCAAGAGCAUAGGGAAGAUCCGGGGUCCCAACCCCAAGAUGAAACCAACGAUGCAGUCCAAGUCGGAGUCAGAGGACGACGACGAGGAGGAAGAGGAGGAGGAGGACGACGAUGAAGACGAGGAUGAUGACGACGACAACGGCGACUCGUCGGAGGAAGGCGGCGACUCCUCGGAGUCCAGCAGCGAGGAGGAGAGCGAGGACGGGGACGAGUGUGAAUGCCGAGUAAGUCACCAGAGUCAAAGCUUUACACCGGUGCAACUGAAAUCAGAGUAUGCUGGAUGGCGCUGGGGCCAGAAACCGUGUCCGUGCCUUGUGCUCGCCACCGGACAGGUGAGGUGUUUCCACCCCCUCGCUGGUCUCAGCUCACGCCUCUUCCUUCCCUGGCUUUAGAGGGGGGAAACUGAGGCACGAGGCGGGUCGGGUACCCUCCCUCGGAUCGUGUAGCGAGGCAGUGGCAGAG
This is a messenger RNA of Empidonax traillii (willow flycatcher), 2505 nucleotides long. It is a transcript of the gene UBTF, whose product is annotated as upstream binding transcription factor. The coding region runs from base 78 to 2435 and encodes 785 amino acids. NCBI's taxonomy places the organism in Eukaryota, Metazoa, Chordata, Aves, Passeriformes, Tyrannidae. The transcript is spliced from 20 exons. The record is from RefSeq and is a predicted model, not a curated record.